CUAACCCUGUUCGACAUAUCGUGGAUAAUCUGCCAUCCGAUUCAGAGAGUCUUCUUCUACGAUUUCCCGCAUUCCAGUUCCCAUUUCCGGCAAACAACCAUCCCCAGUCUCGCCGAUUCCCUCUCCCUGGCGCUUAUUCAUUUCUACCCUCUCGCCGCCCGGCUCGUCACCCCGACGCUUUCCGACGAGAGGGCUCGCAUAUUUUACUCUGACGGCGACUCUGUUUCGCUCACCGUCGCCGAGACCGGUCUCCAAUUCGACCGUGUCAUCUCCGACCUGCCAAGCGACGUCGAACUGCUCCACCCUCUGCUGCCCAAACUUCCUCCCGACGACAGACCGAAUUCGGAGGGCGAAACCUCGUCCCCGCUUCUCGCCGUGAAGGUCACUCUGUUUCCGAACUCCGGCAUCUGCAUCGGGUUCGAGUUUCGCCAUGUGGCGGCUGACGGGCUGGUUUCAACCAUUUCGUGA
Linum tenue is the source of this 468-nucleotide messenger RNA. The record is from the annotation of a GenBank genome assembly. NCBI's taxonomy places the organism in Eukaryota, Viridiplantae, Streptophyta, Magnoliopsida, Malpighiales, Linaceae.